Molecule: messenger RNA, 918 nt
Organism: Micromonas pusilla CCMP1545
Lineage: Eukaryota; Viridiplantae; Chlorophyta; Mamiellophyceae; Mamiellales; Mamiellaceae
Exons: 1
Coding region: 1-918 (305 amino acids)
Source: RefSeq, a predicted model, not a curated record
AUGCGAGCGUGGCUGAAGAGCGCCGCGCGAUCGGCGCUCGGGAUCACGCCGACGUGCAACGAGAUCGCCGGCGCGCUCUUAAAGCUCUCUCCCAGGGAAGCGAAAGCGAGCGUCACGCGCGCGGCGACCGCGCUGUUGCGCGCGGAGAUUUCGCGCGUCUCCGCCGGCGCGAGCGCGGACCGACGACCCCCGACGGAGGUGCGCGCGUCGUCGAUACCGAACGCGGGCUUGGGCAUCCACGCGCGAUUCGACGCGCGCGCGAUGCGAAGAGGCGACGUCGUCGCGCUCUACGCGGGCGUGUUCCACCCCCCCGCGCCCCCGGUCGAUGCCGGGUGCGACGACGCGGGGGUGAUCAUCCCGCAGCCCGCCGCGGGCGAGGACGGGCGGUACCUCCUGAACCUCGAAGGCGGCGGGUACGUCGACGGAGCGACGCACGCGAGGACGCUGCGGGAGCUGCACGACCGCGGGGUCUGCGCCGGGUGGGCGACCGCGGCGCUGGCGAACCAUCCCCCGGCGGGGACGAUGCCGAACGUGGAGGCCGUGCGCGUGGACUGGGAGGACGCCGGGGAGGAGACGCGUCGCGCCGCGCGCGCGAUCGUGAACCCGAUGACGACGACGCCGUGGUACGUCGACGGCGGGACCGGUAUCGAGGUCGGGGUGCCGCCGAGCUACCCCACGUCCGGGGUCGCGUUCAUCGCGACGAGGGACAUCGACCCGGGCGAGGAGAUAUUCUUCAACUACCGCUUGGGCGGGACGCUGAAGCCGUCGAUCACGGCGUGGUACACCCCCGUGCCGUGGGGGACGUCGUGGGCGAUCGUCGACGACGCGGAAGAGACGAGCGACGAAGAACAGAGACGAGAGAGGGAGUGGAGGGAGAGGAGGGAUCGUGGGGACUGGGACAGCGGCGCGCUGGGAUGA